CGAUCAGUGCGCGAGAGUGCGUCGUCGAGAGAAGGUGCCACAGCGAAAAGAAUUCCCCAAAAGAAAAAGCAAUCCGUGCACCAACGGGAAAACUGUAGCCAAGUGAAAGUGUGAGGAGAUAUUAAUAGAAAGUCUGUGCCAGCACCACAUAUAUCUGUAUAUAUAGAGGAUAUAUAUAUAUAGAAAGAACCCGAGAGAUACAAAGAGGGAACAGCAGUAAGCAGCAGCAGCAGCAGCACAGAAUGACGGAUGUGCCAGAGCCCGUGCGCAAGUGCGCCAACCUGUUGAAGGGCACAAAAAGCGAUACGGAGAAGUUCGCGGUGCUCUUUAUGGUCACGAAGCUGGUGAAGGGCAGGGACGCCAAUGCCGAGGGCAAGAAGCUGCUCUUCGAGGCCAUUGGCUUCCCCUUCCUCAAGAAGCUGCUCGUUUCCAAGGAUCUGCCCAAUGACUGCCCCCCUUUGGUGUACAAGAGCGUCGCUCUGUCGAUCCUCACGUGCUUCUGCCAGGAGGAGGAGCUGGCCACGCACAAGGACAUCAUUGCUGCCAUACCCACACUGCUGGAGAUUGUCGAGCAGGCCGACGACGAGGACUACGAGGACAAUCUGAUUGUCGUGAGUGAGGCCUACAGCUGCCUGAAGAGUAUCGCCAGCCAUGCGCCCGGACAGCAGGCGCUCCUGGCCACCGGCGCCAUCCCCAAGAUGUCGCAGAUCUACUCGGCCCAGAGCUUCCAGACGGACGAGGCCCUGCAUCUGAUUGUGCAGCUGGUGAACAAGUUUGGAGUGCUCUCCUGGCCAGAGGAUCCCACGGCUUUCCAUGCCCUGAUCCAGCGCAUUGCCCUGGACAUGGAGACGGAUCACACGGACAGAAAGUACGAGCUGUGCCGGAUUCUGGCCGACAUCCUCAUCACCUGUCGCAAGGAGGUCGUGAACAACUCACUGGACGGCCAGAUUUGGCCGGAGAGCUUGUUCAAGGGCUGCGGUGAUAUUCUCAAGGCCAAGAUAGGGCCCAAGCAGCGUGAUCCGGCCCUGCAUCUGAUUGCCACCACCCUGCAGGUGCUGGGCAUCCAGUGGGCCUUCAUGGACGAGCAAAAGCAGUUCUUCCUGUCGCUACUGCAGCUGGCAGCCAUCGAGGUGCGCAUGCAGAUGGACGAGAAGAAGCUGGAGACGACCUUCAAGCAGGCCGAGCUGCUCACCUGCUGCUUCGUGAUCCUCGAGCAGUGCAUCGAGUACAUGGCCACCGAUCAGCUGGACCUGGAGCCCAAGGAGAAGCAGACCACGUACACGGCGCUCAAGGGAGCCUUCAAUCAGGUGAUGGCCGUCCUCACGCGUGUCAGCAAUGACAAGAUCCGCGAGAGCACAAAUCCCCGCGACAAGAACUUCAUUUUCGCCAUCGUACGGAUCCUGUCCGCCUGGCUGGCCCAGGAAACCACAGCCAUGCGUCCGGCCAUCUACAAGCUGCUGCCCUUCAUGCUGAAGGUGGCCAAUGAGUCGUUCCAUGACCUGAAGACCUGGCGUACCGGCUCCCGGGAGGGAGAGGAGCCCAUCGAUGUGCUGAGGAUCAUGAUGCCCGCCCUCUGUCACUUUGCCGUGGAGGAUGAGGCACGUCGUGUGCUGUUCACACACAAGCAGGAUGAGAUUCUGCUGGAGGCCCUGGAGUUCUACUUCAGCAUUGCCCACUGGAAGCGUCCCCCAAUUCCGAGGGCCGAGCGCUUGGCGCGCAUGAACGAGCCGGAUCCUGUGCCCACGCUGGAGCAGAAGGCCGAGAUGAAGGUGGCCAGAGGUGCCAUCGUGUCGCUCUGCAACAUCCUGAUGAACUUUACAGUGCUGGAGCCAAAGCGUGCCGAGGAUGGUGCCACCUUUGUCAAUCUGUUGAAGUUUGUGGUCGAGAAUUUGCCAGAAUUGAAGGAUACUCCCGAUAAUCUGGUUAUCCACGGCAACCUGGCUGUUCUUGGACUGCUUCUGCUCAAGCAGCAGUCAAAGAAGGUGAAGCAGAAUGAUUUCUCAAUCUGUCGCUACAUCCAGGCCACCAUUCGCUUCCUCUGGGACGCGUACAACAUCGACGAGAGCAACGAUCCCACGGCCCUCGUGGUGUCCAUUGCCUACAAGGGCAACUGGUCGGAUCUCUCGGAGUUAUGGUUCCUGGGAAUGCAGACCAUGUGCGGUGUCCUGCCGCUGGUGCCGUGGCUCUCUGAGUUCGCUCUGGAGUCCGGCUGGGCUGAGGGCAUUGUGAAGACGCUGAAGAAGGUGAAGAUUGGCACACUGCCGGCGAAUGUGAAGUCCGCCUACGAGGACUUCCUCUCGCAGCUGGUGGAUGUGAAUGGCGAUGUGCAGGAGGUGCUCAAGAAGGCGGAUGCUCUGCGCGUCUGUCGCAAUCACAGGAUGAUGGAUUUGGGCAAGAAGCUCUUCGGCGACUGAUGGAUUGAUGGAGAAAGCGUUACAGUGAGAGUGAGAGUGGGAGAGAAACCCUUUUCUAGAGGCAUUUUUUGUGUGUGAUGAUGUGCGAAAAAUGGCAAAUAUUUUGUAUGGAUUUUAUUCUAUUUUGUAUGCUCUAUUUUAAUAAUUAAACACUUUUAAGAAAACUCAACAACGAAC
Molecule: messenger RNA, 2591 nt
Organism: Drosophila guanche
Lineage: Eukaryota; Metazoa; Arthropoda; Insecta; Diptera; Drosophilidae
Gene: Neurochondrin
Product: neurochondrin homolog
Exons: 1
Coding region: 243-2414 (723 amino acids)
Biological process (GO): regulation of neuronal synaptic plasticity; neuron projection development
Cellular component (GO): dendrite
Source: RefSeq, a predicted model, not a curated record